Messenger RNA from Limulus polyphemus (Atlantic horseshoe crab), 1683 nucleotides. RefSeq names its product high affinity cationic amino acid transporter 1-like. The record is from RefSeq and is a predicted model, not a curated record. The annotation marks the transcript as partial. Lineage: Eukaryota; Metazoa; Arthropoda; Merostomata; Xiphosura; Limulidae. Gene Ontology annotation, biological process: transmembrane transport; amino acid transport. Gene Ontology annotation, cellular component: plasma membrane. Gene Ontology annotation, molecular function: amino acid transmembrane transporter activity. The transcript has 3 exons.
GGCUCUGUUACUCCGAGCUUGCCACACGCUUUCCGCUAGGUGGCUCUGCCUACGUAUACACUUACGCUACCACAGGAGAGUUUUGUGCUUUUGUUAUUGGUUGGAGCAUGGUGUUAGAAUACACACUUGGGGCCGCUCUAGCGGCUAAAACGUGGAGUCAGUAUGUUGAUGUCGUAACGAAUGGAAGUCUUUCUCGUGCGAUGAAUGACUGGAUAGGGGUCCUCAGUGUUCCAGGUUUUGAUACCAGUCCGGACAUUCCAGCUGUCUUAGUGAUCCUUAUUGUCACAGUAGGUGUUGUUGGGAAAGUAAAACUAGGCUGUAUAAUCAACAAUGCUCUGGUGUUUAUUAAUCUUCUGGUUAUAACUGGAGUGAUAUUGGUGGGAAUGUUCAACAUGGAUGCUGAAAACUGGAUAACAGGAGCUGGCUUCUUCCAGUUUGGUUUAGGAGGGCUGAUUACUGGUGCCACGUUGUGUUUCUACGCUUUUAUUGGCUACGACAUCAUAGCGACCUCUACUGGAGAGAUGGAACAUCGCUCUAAAGUUCUUCCUGGAUCCGUCAGUCUCACCUUCUUAAUUGGUCUCGUGGCAUCUUUCAUCACAGCGGCAUCUAUAACUUUAGUGGUCCCUUCAUCACUUCUUGAGAAAAGAGGCCCUCUUCUGCAAGCUUUUGACAUUAGGAAAAUUCACGGAAUGAAAUUCUUUGUCAUCAUCGGAGCCAAUUGCGGCCUGCUUUCAUCUACGGGGGCAUGUUUAUUUGCUUUGUCCCGAGUUCAACAUAGUCUGGCCAAUGAUGGCCUCCUUUUCUCUUUCCUAAGCCGCUAUAAUAACAACACUGGCACCUCCUGGUGGGCAAGUCUGACAUCAUCUUUACUAUCCGCAAUAGUAGCGGUUUUCUGUGACAGUACCGGUUUACUAAAUAUGUUGGGAAUGGGAACCCUUGUAGCUUAUAGCUCCGUUGCAGUAUCUGUGCUCUGCCUUCGCUACGGAGCUUCUGAACGGCUACCAUUAGAAUUAGGAGAAUUAUCUCGUGAGUCCACACUUACCCUGCCACUAGGUGGUACAAGUAACACUUAUUUGAGUCAAGUGAAUUCUAGUACUCAAACCCAUGGUUUGAACUCUACCAAAGAAGACGGGCCUGUGGCUCAAACACCUUCAUCCACUCCAAUAAAUGAAGCCUGGGAAACUGUAAAUGCAUGUACGCCAUCUACUGAUCAAAUUGGGGAGACAGCUAUAAUGGUGGGCACAGUUCAGAGAGACUACGGGGCUGUUCAGCCCAGAACAAUGUCAGUGGAAUUUGUAAACGAGAAUUACGUCUCAUCCUUAUCUGACCUCACCUCUCUGGGCUACCAGAAGCAAGAACCAAACCGAAAGUCGGUUACUACUUCUGCUGCCAUGGUGGCCACAAUAUUCUCCCUCGCGGCUAUCAUGGGACUGUUAACCAUGCACGCACCACUCUUAGGACAUGAAAAUCGUUGGUGGCUAGAAGUGGUGGUCUGCGUGAUGUUUGUGGCAGUUAUUACGUGUGUUGGGGUGUUACUAAGGCAACCACGACACCGGCCUCGUAUAAGAAAUGGUGUAGCCUGCAUUCCAUUUCUUCCAAUCUGUGCUAUCUGGAUCUGUGUCCAUCUGAUGACUUGUCUAUCUUAUACAGCAUGGGUGACCUUCCUAGUGUGGGACCUCAUAG